Molecule: messenger RNA, 2241 nt
Organism: Rana temporaria (common frog)
Lineage: Eukaryota; Metazoa; Chordata; Amphibia; Anura; Ranidae
Gene: CNN3
Product: calponin 3
Exons: 7
Coding region: 123-1118 (331 amino acids)
Biological process (GO): actomyosin structure organization
Molecular function (GO): actin binding
Source: RefSeq, a predicted model, not a curated record
CCACCUUCGAUCCUCUUGUUGGGAGCAGAGGACUAGAAGGUUCUGUUCGCUCCUCCGGUUUAGUCGUGUCUGUGGAACCCGCUGGAAGAGACAAGUGACCCGGACAGAGCGAGACACCGGCAAUGGCAAGUUUCAACAAGGGACCAGCGUACGGACUCUCCGCGGAGGUCAAGAACAAGAUUGCCCUGAAAUAUGACCCGCAGGUGGAGGAGGAUUUGCGACUCUGGAUAGAGGAGGUGACUGGCAUGAGGAUUGGUGACAACUUCCAGGUGGGCCUGAGAGAUGGCGUCAUUCUCUGCCAUCUCAUUAACAGAUUACAACCAGGCGCAGUAAGGAAAGUAAAUGAUGCAAAAAUAAACUGGCACAAGCUGGAAAACAUUGGAAACUUUAUUAAAGCCAUGCAGGAAUAUGGGAUGAAGCCACAUGACAUUUUUGAAGCAAAUGACCUAUUUGAGAAUGGAAAUAUGACCCAAGUUCAGUCGUCUUUGAUAUCCCUGGCUGGUUUGGCAAAAACAAAAGGCUUUCCCACCACAGUAGACAUUGGUGUCAGAUAUUCAGAAAAGCACAAGAGACAGUUUAAUGACGAUAAACUAAAAGCUGGACAGAGCGUUAUUGGUUUACAGAUGGGAACAAACAAAUGUGCAAGCCAAGCAGGAAUGACGGCCUACGGUACAAGACGACAUUUGUAUGAUCCAAAGAUGCAGACUGAUAAACCAUUUGACCAGACGACAAUCAGUUUACAGAUGGGAACAAACAAAGGUGCCAGCCAGGCUGGUAUGUCUGCACCAGGAACAAGACGAGACAUCUAUGAUCAGAAAGGAAUUCUUCAGCCCAUCGACAACUCCACAAUCUCACUACAAAUGGGCACCAAUAAAGUGGCAUCUCAGAAGGGAAUGAGCGUAUAUGGCCUUGGCCGGCAAGUGUACGACCCCAAAUACUGCGCCGCCCCCACAGAACCAAUCAUACACAAUGGCAGCCAAGGGACCGGCACAAAUGGCUCAGAGAUCAGCGACAGCGACUAUCAGGCAGAAUACCCUGAAGAAUACACAGGAGAGUACCCAGACGACUACCCUAGAGAUUACCAUGGCCAGUACAGUGACCAGGGCAUAGAUUACUAGGUCUAUACAGUCUCCUCAGUAUUAGUUCUUAUUUUAUUCAAUGAAGACCAAGCUAGCCUUGUGUAAUUUUUUAUUUUUUUCUGUCUUCCUUAAACACUACUAUGCUUUAAUAUGGAAAAACAAAUUGCCUUAUGUACAUUCCUUAUUUCAUCUCUGCCUUGUAUCCCUAGUUGCCUUCUAGUGCUGAGAUUGAGGUUACCCGGCAGCAUUACCAGGAACUGCAUAUGAAGUAAAAGGAAUACUGUGAAUACGGAAGGGAGAUUUGUACAGUCAGUUAAGGACUAUGCAUUUUACUGCGAUACAUAUCAUAUUGCAUCCUACGUUCAUAAGUCUACAUAAGUUCUUGUAUUUUUUUUUAAUUGCCAAUGGCUAAGGUAACAUUUUUAACUAGUUUUCUAUUUCCAUAGUGUAUUUUAGGUGGUUUUAAGUGAUGUAGGCAGUAGCCAUGAUGUGAAGUGAGCAUUUUCUUUGGCUAAAUGUUUUUUUAUUACAAAAUGGCUGCCUUAACUAGAUGGUGUGUUCUUACCAGAUACACUUUAACUAUUAGUUGCCUUAGCAGAGCUCUGAUCUGCUUUUUUUUUUUUUUUCCUGCCCACGGGACCACAUGUACUGCACAGGAAGAAAAUUCUGGAAUAAUGUUCCCAGUAGUUUGUAAAUGUUUAUACAUUCGGUUAUCUCCCCACCUAGAAAAUUGCAGACAUCAGUCUUGUUUAUAGCUGUGCUGUCUGAGAGGUGCAAUUUGUGAGGAAUAUUUUGGUGGUGGUGAUAUUGUCCUUUUGUGACUGGCUUUCCUGUCUGUCCGAGGCUUUGGGUGCAACAGAUUAGUGAUUGUUCAGUGAAAAUGGUGGUUAGGGGAAGAGGAGGAUAAAUAAAACGAAGUAAGGAAAAUCUGCAGUGGGUGGCUCUUAAAGUCCUCCAACAUGGUGGUUUGGGUAAAGCUAAUGUCUUCAUUUGAACUGCGCUGUACCUCCCAAGGACCCAUUCCCACCACUGCAUGGGGACAUUUUCUACGUGCUGCAUUAGUCCUGCGAGGUUCUAAUUCAGUAAGUUAAAUACAAAGUUAUAAAAAUGAUGGCAUCUAUCUCUACUGUAAAUGUUGGUGAGACUGAUCUCUAGAAAAUAG